UCUCUUCAAUUCCAAUUCCUGCUCCUCUGAAGAAAACCGCAGAAGGCACCAUGGGUCAGAAGAACGACAAAGGAGGAAAGGGGAAGAACGGGAAGGAGAAGCAGUCUUCGACGGUUGUUUUGAAGGUGGAUUUUCAUUGUGAUGGUUGCGCCUCCAAAAUCGAAAAUAUCCUCAACGGUUUGAAAGGAGUUGAGAGUGUGCAAAUUGACCCCAGCGCGAACAAAGUGACGGUGGUCGGAGCUGUGGAUCCGGCAGCGCUUCGGAAGAAACUGAAUCAGAAAACGAAGAAGCAAGUCGACAUCAUUUCUCCCCAACCCAAGAAAGACAACUUAGAGAAGGAGAAAAAACCAGAGAAGGAGAAAAAACCAGCUGAUGAUAAGAAGAAAGAGACUCCGGCGAAGACGGUGGUGUUGAAGCUGCAGCUGCACUGUCAGGGCUGCAUCGACAAUAUUCGGAAGACAAUUUCGAAAACCAAAGGUUUCCACGAGAUGUCAAUUGACGAGCAGAAGGAUCUGGUGACGGUGAAGGGAACGAUGGACGUCGAGGGCUUGAGGGAGGCUCUGAAGGAGAAACUGAAAAGACCCGUCGAGAUUGUGCCACCGAAGAAAGAGAAGGACGGCGGCAGCAGUGAUAAGAAUAAAAACAAAGGCAAUGGCGGCGAUGGAGACGGUGGAAAAGAGGCUGCCCAUAACAUUGGUGAUGUAAGACAGGAGGAGGGCAGACUGCUGUACAUGGUUCAACCGGGUUUCCGAUGCGGAUAUCCAUUUGAGCAAGGGUAUGGGGUGUGUUUCCCCGCAUAUGGUCUGGGUCCUGGUUUCCCACCAUAUCCUCCGGCUCCGGUUUGCCCGGUCCUUGUGCAUGUGAACCAGAUAUUCAGUGAUGAGAAUCCGAAUGCAUGCUCUAUCUUGUAAGGAUGAAGAUCGAAGAAGAAUGGGAAAAUACCAAAAUUGCAAAAAAAGGAAAAAAAGAAAAAAAGAAGAAGCAAAUAAAGAAAUAGUAUAGGGUUUAUGAGGGACUUUUAAAAUAGUAAUUUUGGGGUCAACUGUAAAGGAGCUCAAAUGGCCUUUGUGUCUUUGAUUACUUACAGUACUAUAAUAACCUUGGGAUUAUGUCCUGAUGUUGCGAAUGGAAUUUUAAUGUUUUUCAGUGACAAGUUUGGUAUAUUUAGCCAUUUGGGCAACCUGGGUGUUUAUAUAGAUGUUUGUGAAAAUUUCUAGCUGAGCUAGAGUCUACUCUUAGUUUUAGGGAGGCGGUGGCCAAUGCAUGGAAGGAAAGAAGAGAGGACGAGAAUGAGGCCAAAUUGGCUUUUUCUUGCUGGGUAACCACAUGGAUGUGGACAUGUUUUUGUUUUAAUAUAGUGAGAGCAUGGUGUUUUUCCAUCAAUGGGUCUUUGUUUUUUGUCCAGAUCUUGUGAAGGGGGAGCAUUUGCAGCAUUUACUGGAACGUACGCAGGCUCUCUUGCACCAUGAAAAAGGUUACUGUGCUUCACUGUUUGUACAGCAACAGCAGCAGCAUCACUCCCCCUCCCCCUUUUGCUCCUGUUACCAUCGCUUUUAUACAGCUGGGAGAAAACUACAAAUACUAGAAAAACAAAUAAACAAAGUUCAAUACAGAUGUUACUCUUAU
This is a messenger RNA of Rubroshorea leprosula, 1626 nucleotides long. The record is from the annotation of a GenBank genome assembly. NCBI's taxonomy places the organism in Eukaryota, Viridiplantae, Streptophyta, Magnoliopsida, Malvales, Dipterocarpaceae.